CCUCCAGCUCCCCCCCAAGCCGGAGCGGGCAUUCUUCCCUUCGCCAUCCCCCGGCCCUUCACCCCGGGUACUGGGCGCUUCCUCCGGCGCAGCUCAGGGAGCGGGGGCCGGUCUCCUGAUCGACUGUCGCGCCUCCAUGUCGGAUAACCAGAGCUGGAACUCGUCGGGCUCCGAGGAGGAUCCGGAGACGGAGUCCGGGCCGCCUGUGGAGCGCUGUGGAGUCCUCAGCAAGUGGACAAACUACAUUCAUGGGUGGCAAGAUCGUUGGGUAGUUUUAAAAAAUAAUACUCUGAGUUACUACAAAUCUGAAGAUGAGACAGAGUAUGGCUGCAGAGGAUCCAUCUGUCUUAGCAAGGCUGUCAUCACACCCCAUGAUUUUGAUGAAUGUCGAUUUGAUAUUAGUGUAAAUGAUAGCGUUUGGUAUCUUCGUGCUCAGGAUCCGGAUCACAGACAACAGUGGAUAGAUGCCAUCGAACAGCACAAGACUGAAUCUGGGUAUGGGUCUGAAUCCAGCUUACGUCGGCAUGGCUCUAUGGUGUCACUGGUGUCUGGAGCAAGUGGCUAUUCUGCAACAUCCACCUCUUCAUUCAAGAAAGGCCACAGUUUACGUGAAAAAUUGGCUGAAAUGGAAACCUUUAGAGAUAUCCUAUGUAGACAAGUUGAUACUUUACAGAAGUACUUUGAUGCCUGUGCUGAUGCUGUCUCCAAGGAUGAACUUCAAAGGGAUAAAGUGGUAGAAGAUGAUGAAGACGACUUUCCUACAACACGUUCUGAUGGAGACUUCUUGCAUAACGCUAAUGGCAAUAAGGAAAAGUUAUUUCCACAUGUAACACCACGAGGAAUUAAUGGCAUAGACUUUAAAGGGGAGGCGAUAACUUUUAAAGCAACUACUGCGGGAAUCCUUGCUACACUUUCUCAUUGUAUUGAACUAAUGGUAAAACGUGAGGACAGCUGGCAAAAGAGACUAGAUAAGGAAACUGAGAAAAGAAGAAGAAUAGAGGAAGCAUACAAAAAUGCCAUGACAGAACUGAAGAAAAAAUCCCACUUUGGAGGGCCAGAUUAUGAGGAAGGUCCAAACAGUCUGAUUAAUGAAGAAGAGUUCUUUGAUGCUGUCGAAGCUGCUCUUGACAGACAAGAUAAAAUAGAGGAACAGUCACAGAGCGAAAAGGUCAGAUUACACUGGCCUACAUCCAUGCCAUCUGGAGAUGCCUUUUCUUCUGUGGGGACUCAUAGGUUUGUCCAAAAGGUUGAAGAGAUGGUGCAAAACCACAUGACUUACUCAUUACAGGAUGUAGGUGGAGAUGCUAAUUGGCAGUUGGUUGUAGAAGAAGGAGAAAUGAAGGUAUAUCGAAGGGAAGUAGAAGAAAAUGGGAUUGUUCUGGAUCCUUUGAAAGCUACCCAUGCAGUGAAAGGUGUUACAGGACAUGAGGUCUGCAAUUACUUCUGGAAUGUUGAUGUUCGCAAUGAUUGGGAAACAACUAUAGAAAACUUCCAUGUGGUGGAGACAUUAGCUGAUAAUGCAAUCAUCAUUUAUCAAACGCAUAAGAGAGUUUGGCCUGCUUCUCAGCGAGAUGUAUUAUAUCUUUCUGCCAUUCGAAAGAUACCAGCCUUGACUGAAAAUGACCCUGAAACCUGGAUAGUGUGUAAUUUUUCUGUGGACCACGACAGUGCUCCUCUAAACAAUCGAUGUGUCCGUGCCAAAAUAAAUAUUGCUAUGAUUUGUCAAACUUUGGUAAGCCCACCAGAGGGAAACCAGGAGAUCAGCAGGGACAACAUUCUAUGCAAGAUUACAUAUGUAGCUAAUGUGAACCCUGGAGGAUGGGCACCAGCCUCAGUGUUAAGGGCAGUGGCAAAACGAGAGUAUCCAAAGUUUCUAAAACGUUUUACUUCUUACGUCCAAGAAAAAACUGCAGGAAAACCCAUUUUGUUCUAGUAUUAACAGUGACUGAAGCAAGGCUGUGUGACAUUCCAUGUUGGAGGAAAAAAUAAAUUGAAUGCUCUAAGUUGGAACAUAGGAUCUGUAGCCUUGUCUGUGGCCCAACACCCUGGCCUUGUAUACAAAAAUGAAGAAAUAUUGCAAUAGCAAAGGUGAACAUCUAACACUAGCUGUCUCCUGCUAGAUCUCCUCGCUCAGCAUAUAACUAUAAAUACAUGUAAAAUUACAUGUAUAUGGCUAUAUUUUUAUUUGCUUGCUCCUAGAAGAGAAAAAAAAUUGACUUUGAAUCACAACUAGGAAUUGAUGCUUUAAUUUUUGGAAACUUUUUCAGAAUUUUUAAUUUACUAUGGUCCGGCCUAAGAUCCUCAUUUGUAUCAGGUUUCGUGCACAAAAGAAAAGCACAAAAGUUAAAUGCACAUGGGGCAUGUGCUUUCUGUGCACCAAAUAUCUGGAUGGAGCUCUUUUUUCAGGCCUACGGUUAAAUCUGUGUUCAGAAUUUUUUGACUUUUUUGCUUUGUAUAAUCAUAGAAUUCAUUGCUGCUGAUUUCUAUAAUGAUUCAUGUUGUUAUGUAAAGUGUCUCUUAAUAACUGAGGGCUGUCAAUAACCUGUGAUUUUGCCUUUUCUAUAGUCUUACUCCUAUGAAGAACCUUGGUUCUGAUGGAGAAAGAGUGAAAAGCUUUAUUUUUUUCCGCCAGGUAUCUUUAUAUUUCCAUUAUAUUUUUAGUUCUGUUCUGUGUGCUACAGAUUUUUUUCAGUUUGUUUACAAACACAAUUUGGUAAUUCCUCAAUUGGUUCUGCCUGCCUCCAAACAGAAACAUUACAGACCUUGUGGGUAUAAACUACUUUCUGGUACAAUGGUAAGGAUAAAACAAGCUCAUGUUUUCUUGAAAUGUGUAAGAAGAUACACGGUAUUUCUUGUAAAGGUAAAUUAGGCUGUCUGGGUGGUAUUUGGGUCCGUUUAAAGGCUGUGUUGGAAGAUACGCGUAGAAAACGUGAGCAGCGCUCCUGUUUGCCUCUUGCUCAGAAUUUUCAGCAGAGCAGUAAAGGAUUCCAUGUGAUUCAAACUGAAAUUCUUCCCUUAGUUGCUAUAAGAACUUAAAUGUAAAAUACCUUCUUUAGUUUUAGGUCUCUGUGAAAAACCUUGAAGCAUGGAGUUGAGGCAAGGAAUGGUACUCACUGAAGUAGAAAUGACUGCCCACUUCAAAAUCUUCAUUGUGUUUUUACACAAAUGUGCUUACAUAUGUCAGAGGCAUUUUGUACAUGCUUUGCUGACUUGUUCAUCUCUGUAGAAACACAGAAAUCAGACCCAUUUUGUAAAGCAGAAAGUCAUGUCGCUUAGAACAUGUCCUGUAUAUAUUUCAUACAUGGUAAUGGAGUCUUAAUGAUGAAUGCAAGAUGAUAAUUUAAUGAUGGGAUUAGUCUGAUCACUUAAUAUGCACAAUCCUGGAAGUGAAUUACUUGCAUCAGUUAUAGUGGUAUUUAUUAUUCUGUACAGAGAGAAAAAUACGUAUAAAACAUAUGCUUAUAUUAUAUGCACGCAGAUUUCAUGCUCCAUAAAUCUUUUCUAUUUUUUAAUUUACCUUUCUCUAAAUGAUGUGCAUGGAAUAUGCCUUAUUACAGAAAAAUGCUGUUCAUAAUUUGACUGUGUGGAAAAGUGCCUAUACGGUGGUAAUGCUAGUAAGGCAAAUAAGACAAAUUAUCAUACGAGUUUACUACAUCACCAGUUAGCAUUUUAUAUUGUGAUGUUUAAAAAAGAAAAGUUUAUACCUCAAAUGUGUAUUUUAUUUUAUUUUACAAUCAGCUAUGGGGUUGGGAUAUGGGAUAUUGGGAGGGUUGGGUGGGGUGGGGAGGUUUAUUCACCUUAGCCGCUAAUGGGAAUCCUCAAAAAAAUUCUCUAUGCCCAGUGUAAAUGUUACUCUGCUUGCCAUGUCUGGUAACUAUCAUGAACACAGACAGGUAACUCUUUCGUAACUAAAUUGGAUAGCUUCAUUUUACAAAGUUAUGGAAAACUUACAAAUCAAUGUCUAAAUCUAAUUACCCUUGGUUGCAUUUGCACUAAAUGUUAAUGAUAUACUUUUGCAAUUCUGUAAACAAAAUGAUUACACUAAAAAUAUUUAUAUUAAAAAAGAAGAAGAUAUGUUUACCUUUCAAUAACUGUACAGGUACUUCACUAGAGUUAAUCCCAUCCGAUCAGACUUAGAAAUCAGUUGGGGAAUACUAAGACUUUUACAGAGGUCAGAAUUUGGAGAGGUACUAGCCGUUUUAAACAUAUUCAGACCCUCUGGGGUUAUAUCUGUAUGACUAAUUCCUAGUCAGUGUCUGAAUGGACAUGAUGUUUUCCCAAACACAGUAAUUUCUUACUUCUCUUCCCCAAACAAAAACAAAACAAAACAAAUUAUCCUUUUACUCUUUUUUCUACUCACUCUUUUGUACUGUGAUAGAGACUUGAAAAAUAUUGGUGAUGAUGGGUUUGUCCCUGAGUGCCCACUGUACAGGACAAGAGAGCACAGUGUUUCACUUGGAAUUAAGGACUCCUGAUUUUGAGGUAGGGGGUGAUCACAGCAGCUCUUGGUUUGGGAUCGCCACAAAGACAGCCAGACCAAGGAGAGGAUGGCUGGGAGAGAGGGUCAGAAUACAAAAUAAGGGAAAGGAGCAACAGGUUUUCUACUUGUUCAGUUUUAUCGGCUAAUUUGUACACCUGUACAACAUCAGUGUCAGCUGCUAUUAAGAAAAUUUUAGUUGGGCUGAGCUGGUUCUCUUGUAAAAUUGUGCUGGUUAUCUUUAAGCUUAUCAAUUGUUUGUCCAGUUAAACACUUUCACCAGUAUUUAGUCCGAGUUGUACAGACAAUGUAUUUGGAUUACUGUCAUUGUUCAUCUACAAACUCAAAACAUAAUCAUUUUAAAGUACCUUGGGAGUGUGUAGAGUGUAACUAUUCUAUAAUAGCUUUAUGAUCCUGAUGAUGUUUUUAAAAAAAUAAUAAAGUUGGAUCUUCCAUGUUACAAUCACAGAAUUAAAACCAGUAUUUAAAAGUGGAAAAGUAUUAAAAUAUUAUGGACAAAUGUA
Molecule: messenger RNA, 5001 nt
Organism: Mustela lutreola (European mink)
Lineage: Eukaryota; Metazoa; Chordata; Mammalia; Carnivora; Mustelidae
Gene: CERT1
Product: ceramide transporter 1
Exons: 17
Coding region: 137-1933 (598 amino acids)
Biological process (GO): ER to Golgi ceramide transport
Cellular component (GO): Golgi apparatus
Molecular function (GO): phosphatidylinositol-4-phosphate binding
Source: RefSeq, a predicted model, not a curated record